GUACCUUCUGAAGAGCGCAAGGUGUGUGCGUGCUAUGGAGAACGGCAACGCCUUCCCUUCUGGUGUCAGCAGGGACACUUUGCCCCAGCAUUUCCCCGUCGGGAUGAGGGUCCUCGUGGUGGAGGACGACCCGAACGACCUUGAGCACUUGACGCAAAUCCUCGAGAGGUGCGGCUACAAAGUGACGGCGAAAGCGUCGCCGAGAGAAGCGCUGAAAGAGGUGGAGGAGAAUGGAGAGGGCUUCCACUUCGACAUCAUCAUGACCGUCGUGCACGGUGGCGAAGAAGGAGAUGGAUUCGAUGGCUUCGACCUCCUCAAGCGCGUUCGGGAUCAUUACCCAGUCAUCAUUUUCUCCGCCGACUAUUCCAAGGAGAUGGUGAUGAGGACAAUCAAUGAAGGCGCCUGUGACUUCAUGCCAAAGCCUAUGUGCUACCAGGAGGUGCGCAAUAUAUGGUUCCAUGUCGACAUGCAGAGGGGAUUAGAAGUGGACGACCCUAACGAGGGGGUAGAAGGAGCUAGCAACAAUGAGAAUCCCCCUGAGAUCAAAUAGCUUGGGAGACAUCUACAACUUCCUCUCGAUGAAUAAAAGGUGGCACCAUUAUUUGCUCUGCAACUGGCGACCUCUGGCGACCUCUGGCAUUGAAGUCUUAGUCACUCAGGGCAAGCUUCUGUUUCUGUAGUAGCUACAAAAUUACUUCCAUCAUGUAAUAAAUAAAUUUGGCAAACUCUUGUUUGUGAUUCUUGCCAGUUUGGAUGACAACCCU
Triticum urartu is the source of this 764-nucleotide messenger RNA. Its product is annotated as two-component response regulator ORR27-like. Lineage: Eukaryota; Viridiplantae; Streptophyta; Magnoliopsida; Poales; Poaceae. The record is from RefSeq and is a predicted model, not a curated record. Gene Ontology annotation, biological process: cytokinin-activated signaling pathway; phosphorelay signal transduction system.